Messenger RNA from Diabrotica virgifera virgifera (western corn rootworm), 501 nucleotides. RefSeq lists its product as uncharacterized. Lineage: Eukaryota; Metazoa; Arthropoda; Insecta; Coleoptera; Chrysomelidae. The record is from RefSeq and is a predicted model, not a curated record. The transcript has 2 exons. The coding region runs from base 153 to 497 and encodes 114 amino acids.
UUUAGAAGGAUGUCCAAGGUGUUAUGUAACAGAGACCUAAAAUUGGCAUUGAGGAUCCGCCUACUUCGCUGCUACGUGUUCUCGGUUUUACUUUAUGGUGUCGAGUCCUGGACUGUGAAUAAAAUCGAUCUAAAUCGCUUGAGGCUUUCGAAAUGUGGUGCUAUAGAAGAAUUUUAAAAGUUUCCUGGGUAGAGAAGAUUCGAAACUCCACAAUACUAGAACGUCCCAGCAAGACUACUGAGAUCAUAAAAAGCAUCAAGCAGAGAAAGCUGGAGUACUUCGGACAUGUAAUGAGAGGUCCCAAAUAUAGGUUGCUGCAAAAUAUUAUGCAAGGAAAAAUAGCAGGCAAACACAGUCCAGGACGAAGAAGAACCUCAUGGUUGAAGAACUUGCGAGAUUGGUAUGGUGUUGAUACAAGCAUGCUAUUUAGGGUGGCAGUGAAUAAAAUUAAGAUAGCUAUGAUGGUAACCAACGUUCUAAAAGGACAUGGUACAUGAAGAA